This is a messenger RNA of Labrus bergylta (ballan wrasse), 2381 nucleotides long. RefSeq names its product SH3-domain GRB2-like 3b (gene sh3gl3b). The record is from RefSeq and is a predicted model, not a curated record. Gene Ontology annotation, cellular component: cytoplasm; presynapse; glutamatergic synapse. NCBI's taxonomy places the organism in Eukaryota, Metazoa, Chordata, Actinopteri, Labriformes, Labridae. Gene Ontology annotation, molecular function: protein binding. Gene Ontology annotation, biological process: synaptic vesicle uncoating.
GCGGAGCGGCUGGCUGUUCUCUGCGGGGGGACGGAGCUUUCUCAGGCGGGAUGGAUCUGUCGCUACCCGGCGGCACUUCCUCUGAUCACCGGCCGGCAGGUGUUUGUUUGUCCGGACCUCCGGUAAAGAUGUCCGUCUCCGGGAUGAAGAAGCAGCUUCACAAAGCCAGCCAGCUGCUGAAUGAGAGGCUGAUGGGAGCUGAAGGAACGAAGAUGGACGAGGACUUCCUGAAGAUGGAGAAGAGUGUUUUAGUGAUCAACUCUCUGCUGCUCGAGCUGAUCUCCAGAACCACCGAGGUCCUCCAACCAAACCCAGCGUACAGAGCCAAACUGAGCAUGCUCAACACCAUGUCCAGGAUCCGAGGACAGGGAAGGUCGGUGGGUUACCCGCAGACAGAGGGCAUGCUGGGAGAUUGUAUGUGUCAAUAUGGAUGCGAGCUCGGAGCGGCGUCUGAAUUCGGUGGCGCUCUCUCCGGUGUGGGUGAAUCUCUGCAACAGGUGGCUCAGGCCCGGGACGCCCUGGACGUCAACGUCAAACACAGCUUCAUCGACCCGCUGCAGGAUCUCCAGGACACCGAGCUGAAAGAGAUCAGGUUCCAUCUGAAGAAGCUGAACGGUCGCCGGCUCGAUUUCGACUACAAGAGGAGACGGAGGGGGAAAGUCCCGGCGGAGGAAGUGCGACAGGCCUGGGACAAGUUCAGCUCGUCUAAAGAGCAGGCAGAGAGGAGCAUGUUCGUCCUGCUGCAGAGCGACGUGGAUCAGCUCCGUCCUCUGGCCGCUCUGGUCUCUGAACUGUUGGACUUUCACCGUAACGCCCAACGUAUCAUGCUCAGUCUCCACGGCAACCUGCAGGCGAGGUUGACGGCGGCCUCGAACAGACCCGAGCGAAGGUUCAGACCCAAAAAGAUCCGGAUCAGAAGUGAACACAACGGCGGCCUCGGCCUCGGGUUCUACCAACAGCCGUCGCUCCCCUCCCCAGUUUCCUCAGCAGAGGAGUUCACAGAGUUACCGUCCAGACCGGGAAGCCCCAUCUCCUGCUACGCUGACAGUAGGACGGUCCUGGAUCAGCCCUGUUGCCGGGCGAUGUACUCGUUCCACCCGAACCAGGAGGGCGAGCUGGACUUCAAUGAGGGCGACAUCAUCAUCCUCACUAACCGCGUCGACGCCAACUGGUACGAGGGUGCGCUCGGCAGCAAGUCGGGGCUGUUCCCCGUCAGCUACGUGGACGUGCUGGUGCCUCUACCGUUACCAUGACAACACACACACACACACACACACACACACACACACACACACACACACACAGAGCAGGACGAUAUGCAACUCCUCGGCUCCUUAUUUGCACUUUUCACUCACAUGUAAGCGAGCGACCGCCGCGUAACGUUCCACAGGAAAGGAAGGCCAUAGCUUCUACUGAAGAGCACUUUACUUUCUGAUCUCAUCACCCAAUCACCAGCCGCCGCUAACGAGGGCUUGGCCAGUGACGGGACAUUUUUAUAGAGCAGUGUGUUCCCCUUUAAGACUUUGGACCCUCCCUCUCUCUGCACAGACCUGCUCCCCUCACCCCGCUGCACAUCUCUACUUCACACACACACACACACACACACACACACACACACACACUAAUGUACACACAUAAAUGUACACACACGAAUGUACACUCAUCCUGACGUCAGCUGUUAAAUUUGUGGUUAGUGAGCUUUGUUACCUUAAAAAAAAAAUCAACAUGUGAACACGAGAGAGGAGACGAGGAUUUAUUGAAGACGAGAGCAUCGUGAUUGAAGAUGAUUUUUAAGUGAGAAUAAUUUAAAUCAGGAGUUAAACGUUUUUGAUAUCUCGUCUAACGAGCUGCAUUACACUCUGACGAGAUCAUCGACCUGCUCUCGUGUGUCAACAGGACGUAACUCUGCAUGCAGCGAUAAUAUCUACGGCAGCCUCGAGCAGCCAUGUUGGUUUUUUUUAUCAAUCUUUACCUCAAGCUCACAGCUUCUUUCUUUUUCUUCUUCUUCUUCUUCUUAUUAUUUUUAAAGCUAUAAUGGAUCAUUUUUACGGGGAUUUCUCCUGCGACCAAAAAGUGCAUUUCUUCAGAUAAUGAGGUCAUCUUUAGGAAUAACAUAACGUUGUUUUUCUCGAGUUCAUUAUGACCCUAGAAAUCAGCGUUGGGCUCAUUCUUUAAUCAGUCUACGCCCCCCGGCUCUCCUGAUAUUUUUUAAUUAGAUUAUUUAUCAGACGAAACAUGACACAAGGUUUCUUCUUAUGUAAAAUACAAACUCCAUGAUGUCAUGCAUUCAGGUUUCUAGCUGAUUUACGACCCCUGACCCUGCUCAGCUUUUUGGAUUAAAACAGAAGCAUUAGACUUUAAUAAAUGAAUAAACAGUGAAA